This is a messenger RNA of Pocillopora damicornis (cauliflower coral), 1708 nucleotides long. RefSeq names its product trace amine-associated receptor 7c. Gene Ontology annotation, molecular function: G protein-coupled receptor activity. Gene Ontology annotation, cellular component: plasma membrane. Gene Ontology annotation, biological process: G protein-coupled receptor signaling pathway. Lineage: Eukaryota; Metazoa; Cnidaria; Anthozoa; Scleractinia; Pocilloporidae. The record is from RefSeq and is a predicted model, not a curated record.
GGUGAUUUCCGCACUUAAAGGAUUUGCGAUUUUUGAAGCUACGGGAUUUCUGUCAAAUCGAAAGCCAAAUCAUUAACAAGGCGAUAUACGUAACAUGAUUUACCUUCGAAGUUUUACUUUCUAAAACGUACGAGACGAGUCGUAAAGGCGACUGAAGUGGCUAAGAUGGGUUUGAACACUACUGCGACAGGUAAAAUUGAUAGUUUGGAAAGUUCAGGAGGAUUGCCACUCACUCCGUUAUUGAUUGGUGUAACAAAUUUGCUCGUUGGUAUCGUGGCAGUUACGGGGAAUUUCCUCCUCUGUGUAACAAUUUACAAAGAUCCCUAUCGACGCUUGAGAAGUACAGCUAAUUAUUUAGUGGUAAAUCUAGCGGCUGCUGACCUUCUCACAGGUUUGAUAACUGAACCUUUAUAUGCAGCAUUUGAAAUAUGCAACUUCAUGAAGAAGGAAUUCACCACCUUAUAUGUCAUUGGGGAAUCAACUGCAUAUGUUUUUGUAAACGCCUCGAUUUUGUCUAUCCUUUCCCUGGCGUUAGAUCGGUAUAUUGCAGUAAAAUAUCCAUUAUCACAUGAGCGAAAGAUGAACCACGACUGCAUCCUUAAAAUUGUCAUUCUAUUGUGGAGUUACUCCCUGCUAUUCAGUAUGCUUCGCUUCAUGGGUUUACCUCAAGAUGUUUUUUACUGGCUUGAUUUGCAUCUGAAUUAUACCCUUCUUGUGGGGAUAUUAAUAGGGGUGUAUGUAUCGAUAUAUUUUACUAUCAGGCAUCAACUAACAGAGUCAUUAAGAACACAAGGCUACAAUAGCAAAACAAGACGACAGCCAAAUCGCAACAAGAUGGAAACUAAAAUAAAAUCAGAGAAAAAAUUGCUAAGAACCGUUUUCCUACUGUUAGUUGUUGCUAUCUCGUGUAUGAUGCCUAUCUACAUAAUGCUUCAUGUAGAACUACUCUGCGAGUCCUGCAUGGAAAUAGCAGCAGUAAAAGCUAUAAGCAAGUUCUCAGAGCCAAUUCUGUUUUUAAAUUCAGGAUUGAACCCUUUUCUUUACGCCUGGACAAUGCCAAAGUAUCGUCGAGCACUUAAACAAAUACUUCGCAGUUGGGGUCUGCGUUCGAAUAUAAUUAGGAAGCAUAGAAAUAUAAUUCCCCGCCAGGACAGGUGCGUGUUUGCAUUUCAAAAUCGAGGGAUGACGCACGGAAAUACAACUUUGUCGGAUUCCAAGGAUUGGAUCCCUGUGCAGCUGUUAAAAAUUGAUGUCAAAGAGAUUAUAAACGUCGUAUGACAUAUCACUGCAUGCUGUUUUCUUUAAUCUAGCGAUGGAACAAAAAUUUAAUCUCCUCGAUACCAAGAAGGGCGAAUUUCGAAUCCCAAUUAAAUUUUUAACUAAUUUGCCGCGUCAUUUAAAAGCAAUUGACAACUUCAUACACAUUGAUGUAAACACGACACAAGUUAGUUCGGCUGAAAGUAACAAUCCUGAGAAAAUUGCGACCAAAAAAGGAAAGUCAUUAUCCUAUUAAAUACGAAACGACGGAAAUUGUAGAUAUAAUACGCUUUUUUCGUCUGAGAAUAACGUACUGUUCGUAUCUAAGUAGCAGAACCUGACGUAGGUAGGUGGUAAAUAUGUAAUUCCUAAACACGUUUAGUCUAAAUCUGGCAAAAAAAGAGGAUGUUUUUGCAUAUUUGGAGAGAAAUUGAUAACCUCAGGAGAGCCA